Molecule: messenger RNA, 1827 nt
Organism: Macrobrachium nipponense
Lineage: Eukaryota; Metazoa; Arthropoda; Malacostraca; Decapoda; Palaemonidae
Product: carbohydrate sulfotransferase 3-like
Exons: 3
Coding region: 489-1664 (391 amino acids)
Biological process (GO): sulfur compound metabolic process; N-acetylglucosamine metabolic process
Molecular function (GO): N-acetylglucosamine 6-O-sulfotransferase activity
Source: RefSeq, a predicted model, not a curated record
ACGGAUGUGGGUAGCUUUGGUCAGGAUCAUGUGGAGUGCAGUCGCUUGGAAGUGAAGGAGAGAGAGAGAGAGAGAGAGAGAGAGAGAGAGAGAGAGAGAGAGAGAGAGAAGAGAGAGAGAGAGAGAGAGAGGAGUGAUCAAGUUAUCGUCACGCUGAACUGGCGUCGCAUGGCUACGAUAGAAAAGUGACAAAAAGGCGAGAGAGAAAUACCGGAGGAGUGAACGAGUUUGGACGAUUACUAGACUCGCAAUGGCGUGACAGAAGGCGACGAGGCGGUCGAUUGAAAGUGAUGCAGUGAUAAAGGACCGUUCAAUUCGAGAGCACUGAUAAGGAGGACAUCGCGGUAAAGGAAGCAUCCGUGAUGUAAUACCCUGCAGGAGCCCGUGCGACACUUCAACCGAGAAGACGCUUCACCAACAAAUCUAACACCACUUGAGCCACUUUCAACUUAAGGAAUUCCCCUCAAAAAGUGACAAGGACUCCAGCAAUGAUAACCAAAGACCCUUUCAAGCCGCUGAUUUGUAUACUGGUGGCUUUUGUGUUCGUUUACGGUGUCUACGGCUUCGUUUUCAAACGUCGGGGCUUCAUCGGCGGAGGAGACGCCACAGGAUUCUCUACCAGCAUUCUAGACUACUAUGAAAAUCCAGACUAUGGAGAGGAUGACCAAUGGAAAACUGGAAACCGUUCGAGGAGGAGUUAUGAUCAAGGCAAGAAUAGCGAGUCUUCCCCGUUGCUCGUCCUCAUCCUCGCAUCGAAUGUUAGAAGUGGGUCGACUUUGCUGGCCGAGCUUCUAUCCACAACUGGAGAGGCCGUCCUGUUUUUCGAGCCCUUGUGGCUCCACAGAGAUAAACCGGAGCUCUUCCAAGGCAAAAGUGUCGUGAGCUAUUUGUCAGAUAUUUUUCAGUGUCAUUUCAGCGACGAAUUAGAAACCUCCCUGAGAUACACCUUCCCAUUUAGCCACUACUUCCACCAAAGCAUUCUCAAUUGCCUAAGCAACUCAUCCGCCGCUCAAGAUUGCCUCAGGAGACUUGACCCGAGGCAAAUCUGCCGAAAUGCGAGAGUGCGCGUUGCCAAGGUUGUGCGAGCGAGACUGUCCGCUGUCGAGGAUCUCCUCCGGGGCUCCCCCACACAACGUGUCAAAGUGAUCCACCUCACUCGAGACCCCAGGGGCUCGAUCACUUCCAUGCAGGGCCUCUUCUUGAACUGGAAGCCCUCUCUCAAGUGUGGCCCCCUGUGGGAGGACAUGCAGGUGUACGAUCGCCUAGUCCAGAAGUACCCGGAGAGACUCAUCAACGUCACCCACGAGGAACUGAGCCUACACCCGACGAAGACGAUGGAGAAGCUGAAUCGCUUCCUGACCGGGCGUCCUGACGUCUCUGCUGGGACCCACCGGUACAUCAAGAGGCACAUGAAUUCCACCAGGUACCGGGAAGACCCCCUGAGCACCUUCAACACCAGCAAGAACAAGUACCAGUCCUGGCGGUGGCAGAUCAACGGGCGGCUGCUCUCGCAGAUAGAGAACGAACCCAGUUGCCGAAAAGCCAUCGAAAGAUACGGUCACAAUUUGUUCGGGUCCCUGGACAGGGUCACUGAUCCUAGAAUACCCCUCAGAACAUCUGACGAAGGACCAAGCGAGGAGGUCUUACAGAUGUACUCCCAUUAAUAAACCGGCUGACGUCAAGAAUUAGAAUUGCAAAAUACAACGCUACAAGCCCAGUACAGAAAAUAAAAUAGCGACUUCAGGGAUAACUUAGGAAAGAGAAAUAGCAAAGGAUAAUACCAUUUAGAACUUUGUAUGGAUAUGUAUAAAGGACACUGUGCAGUGC